AAUGAACACAAUUGCGAAUUGGGUGAUAUGUUGGAAUCAGCUGCAAUGAUUUUGGUGCAGUCCUACAAAGCGUUGGGGAGCUGCUGUAGUUCCCAAAUCAUCAAUAAUCGUGUUUGAUAUGGUGUUUGCGCCCUCUAACAGUAACAUUGAAUCAUGAAGAGGCAAAUGGAAAUUUUCAAGCUGGUCGACUUGCUGUUCAUAGAGCAUUUGCUUUCGUAAAUAAGGUAUUGUAGCUCUUCUGUUUUGUUCACCAAGAAAAUCUUUCGCUCUUUCAACCUCAGGAGCAAUCUUUGUAAAUAACACUGCCUUUUUUACAAGCACGUCAAGCAUCACUCCAUCUUGGAUCCAGCAGUGAUCAAACUUGGGAAUUUGAAAUUUGAGAUUAAAUUGCUCGAACCAACCAGGUGUCAAGCUAACCUUGUCAUCAGAAAAGAUGUGGCUGCUCCUUUUUAAAAUGGUUGUAACGGGAUAUCCUAAUGUUAUUAACCCAUAAAAGAGUCGAAUACAACUCGCAAAGAUGAUCCAUAAGACAACAACUGAGCAGUCAUCAACCCAUUCAACAAUUGAGUGACCGUUAGACAACUGAAGGUGGUUAAGACCAGUAGGUGGAGCUGGUCCAAAAACACUACUGUACCAUUUCUCAGAUUGAGGGUCAUCAUUCAGAACAUCACAGACAAAGCUUACACCAGAGUUCAUGUUUACACCAGCUCUUUGAUUUAUAUCGUUGCUGCAAGACCAGUUGGGGUUCCCCAGUCCAAAUACUGUUCUUGCAAUUGGUUUGUCACAAAAAUAUGCAAUAUUGGUCAGCAGAGAAGACAAUAAGCCCAAGCCAAUUGCCACUUCGCAAAACACCUGUUGUUAGAUUGAUUUCGAUAUCAGAUUUAUACACAAAUCAAAAGGCACCUCAUCUAUGGUAUUUAGCUGCUCCAACAACCCAAGCACAGUAAAGCUAUUGUCUCCAUGGGAGGAAGCAACUGUAGUGUAUGGUUUCCAGGACAAGUUGAAGUUGGAAAAAUAGAAGUACUGGAUGAAGUCAUAUGCAUCAAUAUACUUCUCUAAUGCACUGGAAGAAACAGCCCUGACAGCAUGGUUUGCAGAUAUGCGAAGAUAUUCAAUAUGCGUAAUACUUCUAAUAUCUUUACACAUGUCACAGAGGAAAAUGACAUCAUGUGUGACAUAUACACCGGGAUCAAAUGGAAGUUGUAAGCAUUUAAUCUUAUGGACCAAUGUGAUUCUAUCCAUAAUAUGAAUGACACUCUCAGAUUCAGUGUACAGUCUAGUUGAGUCAAGAUUAAAAGAGUAUGCAUAUUUGUACCUGCCCAACAUAUCAACAAACAUCUUGUGUGCAGUGGUCAGUGAGGAUACUUCACAUACAUCUGAAGCAUCGUUAACACUCAGAAGUGGAAAGCCAUUCGAACAACCAAUAAGCAGAACUCGGUUGACUGAAUACACACCUGAGUUUACCUUAUCAAAGAAACCCCAUAAACCUGCCCAGUAUCAAACCAAUUGCAAAUGUGUAAACCCAAAGCAUGUGGAAGCGAACCAAUAGUUGUAUGAGGGCCAAGAAAGUCUGCAAAAAUAUCCCUCUUCAGCACUAUAUCCAACACCUUGCAGUCAAACUCCAUGUCAAGCUUAUGUUGUAGCCUUUAACUGGAAGAGUCAGUUCCUUAACUGAGAAGGACAAUAGAAAAUUCAAGCUCGGUAGUGUCAAUAGAAGCACUGAACAGAACAGAGGGAGAGAUGUUCUUUUGUAUUGUAUAUCCUACAUCAAGAAUAGGAAGUUGAGAAUCCAAAUGUGAUUUUACGAUAUCAGCAAUCUCGGUGUCAUUAUCAUUGUAAGCUGACUCUAGCACAGAGGUGAUAGUUGUAGAAUCUGAAAUCUCUGGAGUAUCAGUGUAAGUGGAGUCCUAUUGCAUCUCCUCCUGCAGCAGUGACGGCACAUGGCAAAUCGAAGAGAGCAUACGCUUGUUGUUUGCUUGUAGCUCCCUCAUUGAUUCUUGCAGCAACUUCAUCGAUUCAAAGAUGGUGUUGAAUUGAGCAUCAAGCAUGGCAGAAGGGUUAAGAGGCAUGGAGUACGAACAAUGAUAGCAUUAAUGACAUCAGAAAUACUGAAACAGCUGAAAGUGCUAUUUGGUUCAGUCACUGCUAUUCCUGCCCAAGUUUUCCUUACUGGGGUGUGUCUCCAGAUACCAGAUGGCCCUUCUGCUGAAGUUAAAGAAAUUCUAGAGGAGUUCCUUAUGAAGUGGAGAUAUGUUGAUGGAAAGUAUUAUACUAUUGCAAACAUGGAAGCUGAUGUAUCUUACAUGGAAGAAUUUAGCAAUCAGAUUUCCCUUCGAGUGGAUAAGUACCUGGAAAUUAUUGAGCUCUAUGUGAUUACCUUUUUGGGGAGGAUUCUAGGAAAUUUUGAUCUUGCUAUCUCUUGGGUUGAGAAAUCCCCUCUAUCUGACGAGAAGAGGCAGGAUCUUUUGAGGCAGUUGCACUCCAUGAAUACUUUAAAGCUUGGCAGCUCUUCGCAGUCCUCGGCAUUACCUCUCCAAAUAGAUGAAUGUACAACUGAUUCCACUUCCCUGAUUGAAGAAAAAUCAUGCAAUGGAACAGCAAAUAUUUUGGAACACAGAGACCAGUCUAAGGGAGAGAACACCACGAAACAAUCAAUUUUGGAGUUUUCUAGACGGAGAACUCCAUUUUGGUGGUUUCGUACAAUCACUUUGAAGUUUGGAAGCAGUUGCUUGGUUUUAUCAAAUGGAAGCAUCUUUCUUGGUUUUUUGGUGUCACUUGUUUACUAUAUUGUGCGGAGAAAACAAGCCUCUCUAUGGAGUGUUGUUAAGAGCCAAGCUUCAUCUACGAAGAAGGCUUUGGUUGACUUCUGGCAACUUGCAUUCUCAUAUCAAGUGAACCCUCUUGCUGCUGUUCAAUCACUCCCACCUGCAACACGUGGAAGCCGGUGAUGCACAAUUUUGUUCCUCAUACCAGAGCUGUUACUUGUAGAUAAAUGAAAGAUUACUGAGGAUAUUGCUAUUAUCAUCUUAAGUUGGAGAGGAAAUUGAUUUUGAUAAUUGACAAAGAUUGUUGGAAGAAGCAGGGUCCUUAAUAAUACUGUUGAUUAGAGGCAGCUAGCAUUGUUUGUAUGGAAGUAGAAGUUCCUUUACAGUAAGGUCUCAAUUUUUGAAAAAAUCAUGCAACUCCAACUCCACUUUUAUUAUCUCAUGGUGUAUGGACAAAAUGAUGGAGAAAUUUUACUCUUGUGAAUCUCAUAACCAACAUUACUUAAUACUUAUGUGAGGCAGUUUAAAACUCAA
Solanum tuberosum (potato) is the source of this 3299-nucleotide messenger RNA. RefSeq lists its product as uncharacterized. Gene Ontology annotation, biological process: peroxisomal membrane transport. Bases 2082 to 2948 code for a protein of 288 amino acids. The transcript is spliced from 6 exons. The record is from RefSeq and is a predicted model, not a curated record. NCBI's taxonomy places the organism in Eukaryota, Viridiplantae, Streptophyta, Magnoliopsida, Solanales, Solanaceae.